Molecule: messenger RNA, 363 nt
Organism: Medioppia subpectinata
Lineage: Eukaryota; Metazoa; Arthropoda; Arachnida; Sarcoptiformes; Oppiidae
Source: the annotation of a GenBank genome assembly
AUGGACGCCUCGAAGUUUGCCCUAUUCUUCGGCAACGUUCCGGUGUUCAUAAUCCCCGGACGCACUUUUCCCGUACAACUCUACUUCUCGAAGAAUACGUGCGAAGACUACGUCGACGCAGCCGUCAAACAGACCCUUCAAAUCCAUUUGGGAGGACUUCCGGGCGAUAUAUUGGUGUUUAUGCCGGGACAGGAGGACAUUGAGGUCACGUGCGAAGUGAUCGCCGAACGGCUCAAGACAUUAUCGGAGACCUCGCAGACAGAAACGCCCGAAUUGUCAAUACUUCCCAUAUAUUCUCAAUUGCCGUCCGAUUUACAGGCGAAGAUCUUCGUCUUCCGACUUCUGCCAGAUGCGUUCACAUAA